Manis pentadactyla (Chinese pangolin) is the source of this 4760-nucleotide messenger RNA. RefSeq names its product solute carrier family 24 member 2 (gene SLC24A2). Gene Ontology annotation, cellular component: membrane. Gene Ontology annotation, molecular function: calcium, potassium:sodium antiporter activity; calcium channel activity. The transcript is spliced from 11 exons. Bases 548 to 2542 code for a protein of 664 amino acids. The record is from RefSeq and is a predicted model, not a curated record. NCBI's taxonomy places the organism in Eukaryota, Metazoa, Chordata, Mammalia, Pholidota, Manidae. Gene Ontology annotation, biological process: calcium ion transmembrane transport; intracellular calcium ion homeostasis; long-term synaptic potentiation.
GAUUUCUCCUCUCUGUCCUUGCACGCCUCCAAAUCCUGACCCCUGUCCCCACUGCGGAGAAUUCUCCUAAGACACUGCUGUCGCGUAGCCUCUGCGCCCAGGAGGCGUGGAGCAGAGGGCGCGGGAGCUGAGCGCGCCGCAGCCGAGCUCCCGCGCAGAGGCGAAAGGGAGGGGCUGGAGGGGGCCGGGCGGCACGCGGGACUCGCCCGCGGCUCAGUCUCCUCCCGAGCGCAGCCCCAGCCCCAGCCCGCCAGAGCGGCUGCGAGCGCGAGCGGGAGCCCGAGCUCGGGCCUCGGAGCUCGGAGGCAGAGGGCCGGCGCAGGCGGUGGACCGGAGCAGCGGCCGCGCUGGGGCCCCCGCCGUGCGCGCGUCCUUCUGGCGGAUCCUGCAUAAAUGUCGAAAAUAUUUCCUGUGAAGUGAAGCAUAAGAAUUCCUGAUUGUGAAAGUGUCCCACGAGCACAGUUAAUUGUACAGUGAGGAAAAGUAUGAAAGAACCAUCUGGUUGAGUCUACAGUUUAAGACCACCACUUCCACUAGGCCACCCAGGAUGGAUCUGAACCAAAGCACCGCUAUCACUUUCCUUGAGAAUUGGUGUUCAGAUAAGUCACCGUAUGGCUGUAGGAGACACUAUAAUGUCAGGAAAAAACUGAAGUUCAUUAGAAUCUUGGGCCUUUUCAUGGGCCUGGUAGCCAUUAGCACUGUCUCAUUUUCAAUCAGUGCCUUUUCUGAGACAGAGUCACAGAGCACAGAAGAGGCCAAUGGUGCAAGUGGCCCUAGGAUGGCCCACAGUUACCAUCAAAGAACUCUCUUAGAUUUAAAUGACAAGAUUCAGGAUUAUACUCUACAGCCACCUCUUUCUCAGGAAGACAAAUCCGAGAAUAAUACAGAUCAUGCCCAAGGAGACUACCCAAGAGACAUCUUUUCCCUGGAGGAGCGACGAAAAGGCGCCAUCCUUCUCCACGUCAUUGGAAUGAUCUACAUGUUCAUAGCCUUGGCCAUUGUCUGUGAUGAGUUCUUUGUUCCUUCUUUGACUGUCAUCACUGAAAAACUGGGCAUCUCUGAUGAUGUGGCUGGUGCCACUUUCAUGGCUGCAGGAGGCUCGGCCCCAGAACUUUUCACAUCUCUCAUAGGGGUAUUUAUUGCUCACAGCAAUGUUGGCAUAGGCACAAUUGUGGGCUCAGCAGUGUUCAAUAUCCUCUUUGUUAUUGGCAUGUGUGCUCUGUUUUCUAGAGAAAUCUUAAACCUGACAUGGUGGCCUCUCUUUCGGGAUGUGUCCUUCUACAUCAUUGACUUGAUCAUGCUGAUCAUAUUUUUCCUGGAUAAUGUUAUCGUGUGGUGGGAAAGCUUGCUUCUCUUGACAGCUUAUUUUGGCUAUGUGGUUUUCAUGAAAUUCAACGUCCAAGUAGAAAGAUGGGUGAAGCAAAUGAUAAAUCGCAAUAAAGUCGUCAAAGUGACAACACCAGAGGCCCAAGCAAAGUCAUCUUCAGCCAGGGACAAGGAUGAACAGGCUCUACCGGCUAAACCACGUCUGCAGCGAGGUGGAAGUUCUGCCUCCCUCCACAACAGCCUCAUGAGGAACAGCAUCUUUCAGCUCAUGAUACACACCCUUGACCCACUCGCUGAAGAACUUGGAUCAUAUGGAAAACUAAAAUAUUAUGACACAAUGACUGAAGAAGGGAGGUUCAGAGAAAAAGCUUCAAUUCUCCACAAGAUUGCCAAGAAGAAAUGCCAGGUGGAUGAGAACGAGAGGCAGAAUGGGGCCGCCAAUCACGUUGAGAAAAUCGAGCUCCCGAACAGCACCAGCAUGGAAGUUGAAAUGACUCCACCCAGUGACGCUUCAGAACCUGUGCAGAACGGAAAUCUCUCCCACAGCAUUGAAGCUGCGGAAGCCCAGACCACAGAGACGGGUGAAGAUGAGGAGGACCAGCCUCUCAGCCUGGCCUGGCCUUCCAAUGCCCGCAAGCAAGUCACAUUCCUAAUUGUUUUGCCCAUAGUGUUUCCUCUCUGGAUGACCUUACCGGAUGUUCGGAAGCCUACAUCGAGAAAGUUCUUCCCCAUCACGUUCUUCGGCUCCAUCACCUGGAUUGCAAUAUUCUCUUACUUGAUGGUGUGGUGGGCACAUCAGGUUGGAGAGACAAUUGGCAUCAGUGAAGAGAUCAUGGGUCUGACCAUCUUGGCGGCUGGGACUUCCAUCCCUGAUCUUAUCACCAGUGUCAUUGUGGCCAGGAAGGGACUCGGGGACAUGGCUGUGUCCAGCUCUGUUGGAAGCAACAUUUUUGACAUCACUGUAGGGCUCCCACUGCCCUGGCUCCUGUAUACCAUCAUCCACAGAUUCCAGCCAGUGGCUGUCAGCAGCAACGGGCUCUUCUGCGCCAUUGUCCUCCUCUUCAUCAUGCUGCUCUUCGUCAUCCUCUCCAUCGCCCUCUGCAAAUGGCGGAUGAACAAAGUGCUGGGCUUCAUCAUGUUCGGCCUUUACUUAGUGUUCCUGGUGGUCAGCGUCCUUCUAGAAAACAGACUUCUCAUGUGUCCUGUGUCUAUCUAGCAGGAUAAGCCAUAUCUUGAACCAACAGCAUGGAUGGUCCCUCUCAGCUCUGGGUUCUAGGCGCCUUGACCUCUCGAGAAGAGGCAGCUGGCACACAGCCCUGGGCCUUUCACAUGUCCCUCCUUGGAAGAUCCGAGGAGGGAUGGAGUCACACGGGGCCCACUCAUUUCACAGGCUGCUUCCACCAUUGCCUAUGAAACAGCUUCAUGCAAGAGACAAAGGACCAUCCAUCUGGGGCUUCUCUCCAUUUACCACUGACAGGUACUCCUUCCUGGUCGGAGGUACAUUAAUUGUAAUAAUGCUAACAAUGAUGGAGGCUAUAUAUACAUAUAAGAUAUAUAUAUUAUAAAUAGAUGGAUGCAUUCCCGCCUGUUCCUGUAUUAUACCUCUCCUCCCGUACUUAUAGAGUCUUACAUACCUGUAUACAAACACAGCAAAAGAAAAAUUUUAUAUAUAUAUAAAAUCAUAUAUAUAUAUAUAUAUAAAUACAAAUGCAUCUUUUCAGGGAUAGAUCUAGUAUAUUUAUAGUACCUAUUUGAAGAGGGGCAUCAACCUUCAGUCUGAGCUUUACCUCUUAAGUGCAAGAAGUGAACUGAUAGAAUCAUUGCUGUGACCUUUAACCUACCUUGGACUUCCUGGGAAUCCCCCCAGUAAGGUGGAUGGUUUUGGGGAACUAGGUUGCAGGAGGGUGGUUUGGUGGGGAGGGUGUAAGAGCCCUGAGUGGACCCCUCCAAAACAUUCCCACAGGCCAAACAGGGAAGGCUAUCUACCCACACCUGCUGGGGUACACUGACAAGAGACCCACAGGGUCAUGGGACAGACAGAGGUAAAACCCAGACUGGGUGUAUACUGGCUGUGGGCAGGGGGGAGGUGACCAGGAUUGGUUUGGGGAUUUUAUUUUUAUUGCCCCAGCAUGCAAGUAGACAAUAUAACUGCAAACCAAACUAGCACUCUUCUAGGACAGCAAGACUAUAUAAGCCGAACCUAUGUUGUUCCAAUGCAUGUCCCAUUAUCAUCAAAAGGAGGGGGGCAAGUUAGCUGUGAUUGUCACUUAGACAUAUUUUGAUGCUAAGGGCUCACCUAUAAUCAAAAUGCCUUCCAAGAGAGCCUGGAUAUGUGAUUAGACAUAGCAUCCAGUGGAGUUGCUCAGUGGGACUUGUCACUUAAUGGGAACGGAAGGGCAUAGUUCUUGAAAGCAUCUUCCAGUGUGAUCAUCAAUGGCUUCUGUGACUAAAGAAAUCAUUAUUCCUCCAGUAGAACUGACCUGAUUCUGAUCAAUACUGCUUGAGUUGAGGCAGCUUAGAGGUGUUUGGAAAGGCAUUUGCACACUUAGUGCAUUCCAGAAGGUUUCUGAGUCCUAUGGCGAGUCAUGCCAGGGCCAGGAUUUAUUUAAAGCCUGUGCAACAUCUGUGUCUCUCUCACCAUCAGAGCCCCAGCUGGGACUCGUUCUAGCUUACAGGGUGUACUGAAGACUAUACUCAGCAGUUUCUUUACACUGGCUCCAAGCCAAUCAUUCCAAGGAUAGGAUUUCUGGAUUUUGCUUGGCAUUCAUGGAAUAUUUUCAUUUCACUCAUUCAAUGCCUCCAGGUUCUGUCUGACACCUUGUAUGAUUUCCCGGUUUUAUGUCAAUAGAAAAGCAAACCAGCAGGGAAAGAAAACCAGGCAAACUAAAUUGGUGAAAAAAUAUAGAGAGCUUUUUUCAUUUCCCCAAAUCAUUCUUUCCUUAAAAUCAGGUAAAAAGGUAAAUAGAGGAUGGCCCAUUAUCCUGUGCCCGUUAUCUAAGCUGGCACAUGCCAUGUUUGGGAAACAAUACCAUAUGUGUUCUUGAUGUCGAUUCCGCACGAAGAGCAUACAAGCUGCCCCACAUGUGCCACUCACGACAGAAACCCUUUUUUCAUGUGUUCUUGUACCCAGUUUAUUGUGUCACUGAUGGCUUGCUGUGAUUUUGUCAUGAGCACAUACCUCCUAACACAGGGAAACAGGAUGCAGAACUCACAACUGAAUAAAGAGGAAGGGAGACCUUAAAGCCCCAGCUCAGUCUCAGUAUUCCCCCGCAAAGCCUCAGCUCACCCCACAGAGCAUGGCAGUUACAGGCAGUGCCCAUUGUUGCUUUUCACCUCCACGCAAGGAGCACUCCUAUGUGGAGGCCCACUGGGAAAACAAGAAAUCAAAAUGCUUGCCACCCAGGAGAACUUGCUGUUGAGUCUCUCCAACCUUG